AUCUUGAUGGGAGUGGUUUUUUGGACCACCACACCUCCGCCGCAAUGCACCAACGCCAACGCCAGCGCCAGCGCCAACGCCAACGCGGACACCACCACCCAUGCCAACACCUGGUGAAAGAGAGAACGGGGAAAACUCACAAUAGUUAAGUAUGGACGGAAAGCUAUUGUACCAAAGACGUCUUGUUGCAACAGUCUAGGUCAAGCGAAUGGGUUGCGGUGGUUGUGGAACGGUUGAGCAAGCAAAGAGGUUCAAGAGUUGAAAGCUGAGAGUUGACAGUUGAUGAGAGAGUUGAAAGUUGAGGGAUGGAGGGAGGGGAGAGGAGGGGAGGGGAGGGGAGAAAUGGCCAGAGCCUGUGAUAGAAGUCAGACCAAGUAGGCAGGCUCUAGAUAUGGCAGGCGCGGUUGCUGGAGUUGGCGUCUUGGUUGGUGUUGUCAGCCAGGCUGCAAGGGGCAACGAUGUUGUAAGCGAAGCAAGUGAGGAGGAAGGAGCUGAGGACCAGCAGUGGAGGAGACAAGCAGAGUGGGAGAAGGUACGAGGGAGAGCAGGAGAACAAGGGCGAGAGGAGGAGCAUCCCCAGAUGCCUUAUUAUAGUCGCGUGCGGAGGGAGAUUGAGGACGGCUUCGAGGGACACAUCGGACGGCUAGCUGAGAACCCCUUUUCUUCUCUCGGACACAUUGGAACUGUUUUCGCAUAGCUACUUGCUUCGUACACACUUACACAAGCCAGGCGGGCUACCUACAUAUCCCAGGACGACGCAGGUACCUCCGACUUUGACGGGUGAGUACUGACGGGUCAUACCGUGACCAGGUAGGUACGCGCGCAAGCAAGCCGGCAAAGUAAGUAGGUACGAGACGGAGGUACGAAACGAAACGGCACGAUGGCUGCAGAGCCCGGUCGGACCAGCCAGCGGGAGGAGCACACUGCGAGAUGUCUCUUACCUCCCGCCUCCUGCCUCCCGCCUCCCGCCUCCUUCCUCCUUCCUCGUGAUACCCGAUCGCGGCGAUGGGCGUGCGAGCGCAUGGAUCGAACAAGCCACAGGGAGGACAGGGCGAGCCGAAGGUUUCAACAACUUGUCCGGUUACCCAAAAAACAAAACCAGGAAAAGAAACCAUCACCCCGUCAUCCAGUCCCGAGG
Molecule: messenger RNA, 1138 nt
Organism: Ilyonectria robusta
Lineage: Eukaryota; Fungi; Ascomycota; Sordariomycetes; Hypocreales; Nectriaceae
Exons: 2
Coding region: 392-697 (101 amino acids)
Source: RefSeq, a predicted model, not a curated record